This is a messenger RNA of Lagopus leucura (white-tailed ptarmigan), 1985 nucleotides long. It is a transcript of the gene EIF2AK1, whose product is annotated as eukaryotic translation initiation factor 2 alpha kinase 1. Gene Ontology annotation, biological process: protein phosphorylation. Gene Ontology annotation, molecular function: protein kinase activity; ATP binding. Lineage: Eukaryota; Metazoa; Chordata; Aves; Galliformes; Phasianidae. The transcript has 15 exons. The coding region runs from base 1 to 1908 and encodes 635 amino acids. The record is from RefSeq and is a predicted model, not a curated record.
AUGUGGCGGGGCCGGGAGGUCGCCCCGAAGGCCGCGACCCGCCGCCGGCCGCCCGCCAUUCAAUUCCCUGAGGAGAGCCCGGAGCCACGCUUCGACGAGUCGGAUGUGCCGGCAGAACUGCGAGUGGCCAAUGGGUCGCAGAAGUUUGUGAAUUUCACUUCGACCAUCCAGAACCAGCUGCUCUUGGUGUCGCUGCUGGAGCACCUGUGCCACAUGUACACGCACAACCCUGUGCACUCGAGGUGCUUGUUCCGAAUACUUCGACAGGCUUUCACGAGAACAGGUUUGCUCUCCCCUUUUGCCUUCUGUGAUGAGUUUAGUACUGUAAGACUGCAGCAUAAUAGAGCCAUUACUGAGCUAAUGAAAGCAGCUAACCGCCAAGUACUUAAUGGGGAACUUGAUAAUGGAGAUUCUCGUGCAAUUGGGGAAAAAGAAGUUCUCUUGGAAGCACAGACUUCACGAUACUUGAAUGAAUUUGAUGAGAUUGCAAGAUUGGGAAAAGGAGGAUAUGGCCAAGUAUACAAGGUCAGAAACAAGUUAGAUGGUCAGUUCUAUGCUAUUAAAAAAAUCAAUAUUAAGAAGGCUACAAGAAGAGAUUGCAUGAAGGUCCUUCGAGAAGUUAAAGUGCUGGCUGGACUGCAGCAUCCUCAUAUUGUGGGCUAUCACACUGCUUGGAUGGAACAGGUUCAAACAGCUUGCCCGAAAGAUAAGACAAUAUUGAAGUUGCAGUCGUUACCCUUGGAACAGGAGAGUGGCAAUGAUCACUGUCACAUUCAGAGUGUGGAAAGUGGUAGUUCAAUUAUUUUUGCUGACCUUACUUCACAAGAAGAAAAGUCUGGCGACAGUACAUAUCUUGGAAAUCAGGAUAGUGAAUUGGUGCAGAAUAUGGAUGUAAGGAAUGAUUUCACUAACAGCAAUAGUAAGGAAAUAGGUAUGAAACCAAAUAGAUGUGAAUCGCCCGUAGAACUACAAGCAGACUCUGUCAGUAGUGUUGACUGUAGAUCAACUGAUUUUAAAAAUGAUUCAUCAUACGGCCAUCCCUGUAGUCUGGAUCUAGAUGCUAGUGCUGGAAGUGAGUCCUGCACUGAAGAGUGCUCUGGGAAUGAUGUAGCUCUCUGUGGAGGGUUUGAGGUGGAGUAUCGUUUGAUGCUUUAUAUACAGAUGCAACUGUGUGAACUGUCCUUGUGGGACUGGAUUGCUGCCCGUAACAGAAGGUGCAGUGAGAAAACAGAGGAUGCUGCUGGUCCAUACCAUCUUGUGGAUGUCAGCUGGACAAUGAAAAUUUUUGAAGAGUUAUUAGAAGGAGUGUGCUAUAUCCACAGCAUGGGAGUGAUGCAUCGAGACAUUAAACCCAGAAAUAUAUUUUUGCAUGGAUCAGAUCAUCAAGUUAAAAUAGGAGAUUUUGGAUUAGCCUGCCAAGACCUCCUUUGGGAUGAUGCAGACCAGUGGUUUCACACAGGAAGGAUAAAUGGACUGACACAUACCUCAGGUGUGGGGACUUGCCUAUAUGCUUCCCCAGAACAGCUGCAGGGGUCUGACUACGACUUCAAGUCAGACAUGUAUAGCUUGGGUGUUAUCCUGCUGGAACUCUUCCAGCCAUUUGGAACAGAAAUGGAAAGAGCAGAAGUUAUAACAAAUGUAAGGAAUGGCCACAUUCCUCGUAACUUCUACAAGAAAUGGCCUGUUCAAGCCAAGUAUGUGAAACUUCUCACCAGUCAGGUAUCCACAGAAAGACCAAGUGCUGCUCAGCUUCGUGACAGUGAGCUGUUUCAUACCACAGAACACGUUAUUUCUAAUCUACAGCAAAAGGUGAGAGAGCAAGAAGAAGAAAUAGAAAAGCUGAAAGAGAAACUAAGACUGCUUUCCUCUGGACAAGAUGAACAUAUGAAACAAGGUUCUCCAGUUUAAGUACAGGAAGAACACAACUACUGUAUGUUAAGUUAUAGAAAAACUUUCUUUUUUUUACAUAAAAAUAGUUUGGUGCA